UUGAAUUUUGUUGUGACUGAUGUGUCUGGGCGAGGCUUUCUUCACUCAUUCGCUGUGUUUCUUCCUCUUGUCAUUGUUUGUGAGGGAAAUGUUUUAGAAAUACUAUUUAUUUCAGUAUAUUUUAAAUUGUAUACAUGUUUUCCAUUAAAUAAAAUGAUUUAUUAUUUGUUACUCUUGGCAGUAACGAGUUUUGUGGAAACUCAGGUGUUGGAGCAGAAUCCUUUUAACCCGAAUUACCAACAGCAACCAUUUUUAAGUGAUCCUAAUAAAAACGAAUCCUCCUACCGACCCAACAAUCAAAUACCCUACGGUAGUUUUGCUGUUAACGGGAAUGAUUAUAAUAAAGCACAAAGUUCUUUUUAUCAGUCAGGAGAUGAUUUUAACUCCGACGAUUUUGAUAAUAAUGAAGUAGAUUCGCACGAAUUGAGCUAUGCUGGAAUUGAUUUUGAAGAGAGACACAGAUGUCCACCGAACUGGAUUCGGUACCGGGAAUCCUGUUAUCGCUUCACGAAGUCCCCAAACCGCCCAAGAAAUGAGGCUCGUAAAAUCUGUCAGGCUUAUGAAGCAGAUUUAGCAGCUAUAAGAAGUCCUGAAGAACAUGGUUUCAUAAUUACCAACCUUAUGAAGUUAGAUCCUCAAAAAGGUUCCUGGUAUGUUUCAGGGCAUCAACAGUCUCCAGGUUAUUGGGCUAAUGAUGCAGAUGGGUCACAACUUACAGGCCUGGAGAAUGCUUUCUUCGAUGAUCGUCAGUCGAUUUACAAUAGCUAUAAUAUUUUACCUAAAGACUACUUGGUGUAUAGGUUUUCACACCAAGAUGGAAGAUGGGGUUUGGCUGCAGUUGAAGGGACACAGUAUUACCAUUUUAUCUGCGAAGGCCAAAUACAGAGAUUACAUUAUCUUCUUGAAGAGAAGAGGUCAUUUACAUAUGGACUGGAGACAUAUGAUCCUGAGAGAAUACCAAGGGGGCCUUACUUCAUAAAAGAACCAGUUGACACCAUUUAUGAUACUCGGAGAAAUCAUUAUGUUCAAUUAACUUGUAUUUCUGGUGGAUAUCCUGCCCCUGUAUAUAAGUGGUAUAGGGAAGACUAUGAAGUAGAUAAUGCAGUGUUUACUGAAAUUGACCCCUUGGCAGAUCCCAGAUUUGUUAUCAGUGGUGGGACAUUAAUGAUCUACAAUCCUGAUGCUGAUAAAGACAAUGCCAAGCAUCACUGUACUGCUACAAACAAAUAUGGAACAAUUAGAUCAGGAUCAGUUAGAUUGUCAUUUGGUUUUAUUAGGGAAUUCAAUCAGAAACGAUCUGUUGAGACAGGGAAUCAAUACUGGGGAAAAGUUAUGUAUUGUGAUCCUCCUUCCUAUUAUCCAUCUGUUAACUUUUUGUGGGCUCGUACUUCUUUCCCAAAUCUAGUAGAAGAGGAUAAGAGAGUUUUUGUUUCAAAUGAUGGUGGCUUAUAUUUCUCCGCACUGGAAACAAUUGAUAGAGGAAAUUACAGUUGUAAUGUAAUGAGUAAGUUUUCAGAUGCGGGCCGAAAUGGUCCACUCUUUCCACUUUUUGUUUAUCCUCAUUCUGAUUACCAGCAGUUAAAAUUUCCCAAUAACUUUCCCAAAGUUUUCCCUGAAGCUCCUGUAGUGGGCCAGGAAGUGAGAUUAGAAUGUAUAUCUUUUGGUUACCCUGUACCAUCAUACAACUGGACUAGAAGAAAUGGUAAUAUUCCAAGAAAGGCCCAAAUGAGCAAUUAUGAUCGUGUUAUAACUAUACCAAACGUUGGUGUAGAAGAUGAAGGUGAAUAUAUUUGUGAUGUUAGGAAUGACAGGGCCCGAAUAUCCAAUAGUGUAUUUUUGAAAGUAAUGGCUUAUCCUAAUUUCACUAUUCCACUAUCAGAUAAACAUGUUGAUAAUAGAGGAGAAUUACAUUGGAAUUGUGAAGCUUUUGGCAUUCCUGAUGUCAAUUAUACUUGGUGGAAAAAUGGUAACAAGUUGUCUAUGGCGACAUUAGAACCAGAAGAAAGAGACCGAUAUCUGAUACAAGAUAAUGUCCUCAUUAUAAAACAUUUAGACCCACAAAGAGAUCCUGGUAUGUACCAAUGUGAAGCCAGCAAUCAGUUACGAGCAAGCUUUUCAUCAGCUCAAUUGCGUGUCCUGUCACUGAAGCCUUCGUUCAAAAAGCAUCCUUUAGAAUCUGAAACAUACGGAUCUGAAGGUGGUAAUGUAACACUAAGAUGCAAUCCUGAAGCAGCACCUAAACCAACAUUUACAUGGAAGAAAGAUAAUAUAAUUAUUGGAGCUGGGGGUAAGAGGUUUAUUACUGAAAGUGGUAAUCUCAUAAUACGGCAGCUAUCUAGAGAUGAUGAAGGAGUUUAUACAUGUGUUGCCAAGAAUCAGUAUGGAACUGAUGAAAGUCGAGGCCGUCUUAUAGUAUUGCGAACACCACGCUUUAUAGAGCGCCUUCCAUCGCGCCUUACUACUCAAGUCAAUGAUGUAGUAUUUUUGCAUUGUAAUGCUGAAAUAGAUCCCAUUUUAGAUACGGCAUAUCUUUGGAAUCACAAUGGAAUAAGAAUAAGAGACGCCUCAGAUUAUUAUGCUGAUAAAAGAAUCAAGAUAGAUGGGGGAGAACUUACAAUUUUAAAUGUAAGCCUAUCUGAUGUUGGAGAUUAUGAAUGUGUUGUGAAAUCAGCAAUUGGACGUAUUUCUUCACACACUCAGUUACGCAUUGAAGGUCCUCCAGGUCCUCCAGGAGGAUUGCAAGUCCUUAAUAUACAACGAUCGUCUGUGACUCUCGAGUGGACUGAUAGUAAUUCUAAUGGGCGUCCUAUCACUGGAUAUGUUAUAACGGGUCGUACAAACUGGAACUCAACUUGGAUAAUCAUUAGUGAAAAUGUGCCUAAUGUUGUUGAAAUUGAUAGGUAUAAUGGACGUAAACGUGCCUCAGUCACUGCUAAUCUCCAUCCAUGGUCAGUCUACGAAUUUAGAGUCCAAGCUGUUAAUGCUUUAGGUAUUGGUACACCUUCAGCUCCAAGCCCACAAUUCUCAACUUUACCAGACAAACCGCAUGAAGCACCUAAAAAUAUUGGCGGUGGUGGAGGAAAGAUUGGCGAUCUUACUAUCAGUUGGACGCCAUUGCCUCCUUCACUUCAAAAUGGACCUGGAGUUUACUAUAAAAUAUUUUGGCGACGCAAUGGCACCGAGGUUGAAUUCCAAUCACUUGUCCUUAAAGAGUAUGGAAACGUUGGAAUGCACGUUGUACAUAUAUCAUUAAGCUACUUUUUUACUCCUUAUAAUGUCAAAGUGCAAGCAUUCAAUGACUUGGGUGCGGGCCCAGAGAGCGAGGUAGUGACUAUAUACUCCGCCGAAGAUAUGCCGCAGGUUGCACCGCAGCAAGUUUCUGCGCGAUCAUUCAAUUCUACAUCCUUGAAUGUGACUUGGAAUCCGAUAGAUCAAUCACGUGAAAGACUUCGAGGCAAACUAAUUGGUCAUAGACUUAAGUAUUGGAAACAAGCUAACAAAGAAGAAGAAUGCAUAUAUUAUUUAUCGAGAACUACGAUAAAUUGGGCUUUGAUUGUGGGACUGCAACCAGACACAUAUUACUUUGUCAAGGUAAUGGCGUUCAAUUCCGCGGGCGAAGGUCCCGAGAGCGAGCGUUUCCUGGAGCGUACGUUCCGCAAAGCUCCCCAGAAACCGCCGGCCUCUGUCAAUGUGUGGGCCGUCAACCCGUCCACUGUGCGCGUCGUCUGGCGCUACGUGCAGCCCACUGACGAAGAGGAACCUCUUAUUGGCUACAAGGUGCGUGUUUGGGAAAUCGACCAAGACAUGAGCACUGCCAACGAUACCAUAGUGCCAGUGGAACAUAAUCUGGAGGCGUACGUCACUAACUUGACUCCAGGCAAGUCUUACAACCUCCGUGUGCUCGCUUAUUCGAACGGUGGGGACGGGCGGAUGUCCUCACCCGCUAUCACAUUCCAGAUGGGUGAUUACCAUAGUGACUCCUAUGGGUAUUACGUCAGAGGUACCGCUAGCAAUACUCAUACUUUAACCAUAGAAUCUCUGAUAUUUUUAGUGAUCGCUGUUUAUUUGCAAUUGUCGUGAUAUUAACCAGACACAAACAUAUCUUUAAAGACAGCUUUUUUAUAUUCCAUAAUUAAUUAUGAUAUUAUUUACAGUGUUUUACACUUCUUAUUGUUAUCAUGAUAUGAAUGCAUUUUCUACGUCUAGGUUGUGAUUAUUAUCCAGCCGCGUUUAUAUUUUAAACUAUGUCUUUCUUUUAUACUUUUUACUAUAUAUUUCAGUAUCAAUAUGUUGAAGAUAAUUAUAUCUUUUAUUUUGUGUAAUUUAUUACAAGUAAGUUGAUCUUUAGCUUUUAAAUAUAGCUUUAAUCACUGUUUUACUUUAAGAUGUCGCGGAUCUGUUUCAAUAUUGUAUAUUAUCUUAUUAUUUAGCAUUAUUAUGUCGCGCAGUGUUGUGCAACUGCAGUGUCUGUACGUUCUUACAGCAAAGGUACUAUUCUUAGAAGAAAGCAAUUUCUACGCCUUUGAUUGCUUAAUUGUGUCAAUUUUCUACCCAUGUUAAGGAGUAUCAACUUUAAUAUUGGCGACCUCCGUAGCCGAGUGGUUUGUACGCCGGGUUUCAAGGUGUCGCCGUUGUUCCCGGGUUUGAAUUCCGGUGGGGGCAGAUGUAUGUGUGAUGAAAACGAGCAUUUGUACUCCAGUAAUAGUUGUUUUGUAUGUAUUUCUAUAUAAAAAAUUGUUCAAAAGACUUACCAACUUGGGGUUAAUCCGUUUAUCUAAUUUUGGCACACAGCUGCAAUCAAAGACAAUAUUGGAACAGGCAAAUUAUUUUUAUACUAAAUUAAUAUUAAUCUACCUUUGUCAUUACCUGACAAUAAAAUUUUAAAUACAUUAAGGUAUUGCAAUAUUAGCUCUUUAAGUUUGUUACAAGUUAGAUUAGUUAGUUACCACGUUUUCGACGAAACAUUACGAUUUGCCCGGACUACUAUACAACUUGUCGGUAUACUCUAAUUGGCAAACACGCUUUUGCGAAAAAAAAGGUAAACUACUUAUACAAUGAACAAACUUAAAUAGAGAGUAUUGUAAUUUGUUAUAAAUCACUAGUGUUAAUUAUUGACGCCAAUUUCAAAAGAACACGCUAUCCCUUGAAAAUAAUCAUGAUAUUGAUACCCAAUAAACAUUUCAAUUACAUGGAAAUGGAAAAAAAACAGUGAACCGACAAAUAUGGAAUAUGUAUCUUUCACGUAAUUACAUGUUAAUUAAAUAGUUAUGCCUGAGUGAAGAAGGGUUCAACGAUUAACACUCGCGAAUUUAAUAUUUACGUCCAGGUUUUAGAAUCUCGUAGUUAUUAAGAGUAUUGCAAUGAAUUGACGUAAGUACUUUUAUUGUGGAGUAUACAUACCACUAAUCCGAGCCAUUUUCAUGUUCAUGUUCUAUUUUAAGGUAGUAUAAGAACUGAGACAUUGUGGGCAUGUUCAAUAAAUAUUAACAGAAAUAAGUGUAAUAU
Molecule: messenger RNA, 5505 nt
Organism: Chilo suppressalis (striped riceborer)
Lineage: Eukaryota; Metazoa; Arthropoda; Insecta; Lepidoptera; Crambidae
Source: the annotation of a GenBank genome assembly